Messenger RNA from Strigops habroptila (Kakapo), 1310 nucleotides. RefSeq names its product solute carrier family 25 member 14 (gene SLC25A14). The record is from RefSeq and is a predicted model, not a curated record. Gene Ontology annotation, cellular component: mitochondrial membrane. Gene Ontology annotation, biological process: mitochondrial transport. The transcript has 9 exons. Bases 38 to 910 code for a protein of 290 amino acids. NCBI's taxonomy places the organism in Eukaryota, Metazoa, Chordata, Aves, Psittaciformes, Psittacidae.
CCCGGGCUCCGCCCGCUCCGCCGCGCUCCGCCAUGCCAUGUCCGCGCUGAGCUGGAAACCCUUCGUGUACGGCGGGCUCGCCUCCAUCGUGGCCGAGUUCGGCACGUUCCCCGUCGACCUCACCAAGACGCGGCUGCAGGUGCAGGGGCAGAGCGCCGAUGCGCGGUUCCGCGAGGUCCGGUACCGCGGCAUGUUCCACGCCCUCUUCCGCAUCUGCCGGGAGGAGGGCGGCCGCGCCCUCUACUCGGGGAUCGCCCCCGCCCUGCUGAGACAGGCGUCCUACGGCACCAUAAAGAUCGGCAUCUACCAGAGCUUGAAGCGGCUCUUUGUGGAUCGCAUGGAAGAUGAGACGUUGCUGAUCAAUGUCAUCUGCGGGGUGGUUUCAGGGGUGAUCUCCUCUGCGCUCGCCAACCCGACAGAUGUGCUGAAGAUCCGAAUGCAGGCUCAAGGCAGUUUAUUCCAGGGGGGCAUGAUUGGCAGCUUCAUUGACAUCUACCAGCAGGAGGGUACCCGAGGCCUCUGGAGGGGUGUUGUCCCAACAGCUCAGAGAGCUGCCAUCGUGGUCGGCGUGGAGCUGCCAGUCUACGACAUCACCAAGAAGCACUUAAUCCUGUCGGGCCUGAUGGGUGACACCAUCUUUGCCCACUUCGUUUCCAGUUUCACCUGUGGGCUGGCUGGGGCCAUCGCCUCCAACCCCGUGGACGUGGUGCGGACGCGGAUGAUGAACCAGCGAGCGAUCGUGGGCAACACGGAGCUCUAUAAGGGCACCCUGGACGGGCUGGUGAAGACAUGGAAGAGCGAGGGCUUCUUUGCACUCUACAAAGGUUUCUGGCCCAACUGGCUUCGGCUCGGUCCCUGGAACAUCAUUUUUUUUAUCACAUACGAGCAGCUGAAGCGGCUUCCGUUCUGACAGCUGGCUUCACCUUCCCGCGUCCUCUCCAGGACAUGCAGCAGAGCUUUGCUGCAGCCUUCCUUCAUCUCACCAUCCCGUGUCUUGCUGUGUUGGUACAUGUGGGUCUGGGCUCUCCCCUCCCCAAGCGCCCGGUCCCUGGAGCAUGGUCUGGCUGAGGAGUAACUGGGAGGCUGGAAGCGGGUGCUGUGAUUCUCCGUGUCGGGGCAAGUGUUGAGGGUGUCUGAGCGGGCCUGAAGCGGUAUCUUCUGUGAAGAUCUGGGCGCUCCCGUGGCCUUUGGGUGCCGCCGUGGGGGGUGGUUUGGCUCGUGUGUGCUGCUCUGCCGUGGCGGAGGCGGAGCCGGGCGGGUGCUGGCGUAUGUCCUACCUGGAACCUCAUUAAAUUAUUUAUUGACUGGUG